CGGGGCGAUGACGUAGAUGCGGACAGUCAACAGACGCACGCACGCACGCACGCACGGUCGGUCCGCACCGGAGCUACACCGGGGCCAAGGUUUCUCUCUUUCUCCCGCUGCCUGUGCGUUUUGGCGAUCUGUUUAACGUCGUUUACACGAGGCGGCCGGAAUACAGUGUUUACACGCAGCAGACGAGACUGUUUGUGGCGGUUUUUGUGCAUAGGAGCGCGCUCCGGAGUGUGACGCUUGUUUUUAUUUGUGUUCACUGCGACACGGAGAGUGACAGAGCAGGACUACUCCUAUUAACAUCUUAAACACACGACUGGAGCCUUAGACAGGCUGUUUCACCUCAGUUCGUUGGCUUAAAGAGUCAGUUUUAGCACUUUAGUCGUCUCGCUGUAGGAGGGCAGGCCGGUGGAGGAAGCCUCAUCAUCAUCAUCACCAUCAUCAUAAUCUUCAUCAUCAUCUCACGCCUGAUUAUUAUAAUCUAAUGUUUCAGAUUUAAAAACAUCUGUAAGUGCUUAACUAAUUCUUAAACACGAUUAGAGGAAAGCAACAGUGUUAAUGUUGGACAGGGACUUUAAGAGCUCAAUGUUGUCAACAUGAUGUGAGAUAUUCUCUUUUAAAGCGGAUUAAACUAAUUCAGAUUGACUUUGAAUGAUGUUGUAGGUGUAUACGACUGUGUUAGGACUGCUAAAGAAAACAAUCAAGACAUAGAAUAGAGUGAAAUGCCUUAUGCAACCCUUUAAAACAUUACCAGCGACUGAAUGAAUGAACUGAAGAAUAUAAAUCAGAGAAAGAUAAGGACCAUUAUUUAUAGACAGCUAUGAUGUGAGGUUUUAGUAUGCAAUGCACUUAAGGAGAUACUGAACUGGGUUUGAGAGGAUUGGAUUGUUUUGUAGGUGUUGAGGGAACUUCUGUUGGUUCCAACGGACAGUGGAGUGUGCUCCAGCUCUUUGGAAAUGAGAAAAUGAAUUGCGAGGAACAGGUUGUAGAUUUGUGCAAUGUGCCUGACACCACUAUAUCACCCCCCACGGACGAGAUCCUUCCCCGUGACGGCCUCCUUCUGACGGAUGGAGACCAGGGCCAACGGGACGCUGACGUCCUGAGCAGGUUAAAAGAUGUCCAUCCCAAGGAUGAGGAUCCCAUGGAGCUCAAAGCACCGCAGAGUAAAAGCAACUGCUCCAUAGCUGUGUCAGCUGACCCUGUUAACGGUUCUGCUGGAGAUCUACAACAGAAUAUUAGCACGUUUGAGGAUCCACCGGUGAGCAGGUGCUCUGUUGGAGAUGAUGGUGAUGAUGGUGAGAUGGAUAUCGGUGUGGAUUUAAGUCUGGAUGAAAAUGGCGUUUUGGAGUUCGAGCCAACGGCUCAGACUCAAAAUGAGGAAAGUGCCUCUCAUUGUGAGAACUCCUUAACACCAGAAACUGUCAGAGAACUGCAUCCGCAGCAACCUUUGGAAGAACAUCCUGAAGAUGUGGCUUCAGAAACCGUCUCAGCGGCUGAGCCUCCAGACAGUGGAUCUGGGAGUAAGCAUGGGUCCAAAAAGGUGACCUUUCCGUCAGACGAAGACAUCAUCUCGGGUGCAGUUGAGCCGAAGGACCCUUGGAGACACGCCCAGAAUGUGACGGUGGAGGAGAUUCUCAAUGCCUACAGACAAGCAUGCCAGAAGCUCAACUGCAAACCAAUCCCUAAAGUGCUCAAACAGAUCCAGGACUUAAAAGACCUGACACAGCGAAACGAGUGCCUAGAUCUCAAAGGAGAGAAGCUGGACUAUAAAUCAUGUGAAUCUCUGGAGGAGAUCUUUAAGAGGGUGCAGUUUAAAGUGGUGGAUCUGGAACAGACAAACUUAGACGAGGAUGGAGCGUCUGCUUUGUUCGAUAUGAUAGAGUACUAUGAAUCCGCCACUCAUCUCAACAUCUCCAGCAACAAGCACAUCAGCACACGCGGCUGGCAGGCCGCCGCACACAUGAUGAGGAAGACGAGCUCGCUGCAGUACCUGGACGCCCGUAACUCCCCGCUGCUGGACCAUUCGGCUCCGUUCGUGGCCAGAGCUCUGCGGAUCAGCGGCAGUCUGACCGUCCUGCACCUGGAGAACACCUGCCUCUCAGGACGACCGCUCAUGCUGCUCGCCACAGCCCUAAAGAUGAACAUGAAUCUCAGAGAGCUGUAUUUGGCCGAAAACAAGCUGAACGGUCUGCAGGAUUCGGCUCAGUUGGGGAAUCUGCUGAAGUUCAACUACAACAUCCAGAAUCUGGACCUGAGACACAAUCACAUACUGGACUCAGGGUUGGCGUAUAUAUGUGAGGGUCUGAAGGAGCAGAGGAAGGGUUUGGUGACUCUGGUGCUCUGGAACAACCAGCUCACACACAGUGGCAUGGGAUACCUGGCCGCCGCUUUGCCGUUCACUCAGAGCUUGGAAACACUGAACCUCGGUCAUAACGCAGUGGGGAACGAAGGAGUGCACAAACUAAAAGACGGACUCAUAGCAAACCGCUCCAUCCUCAGGCUGGGUCUGGUCUCCACCAAACUCUCCUGUGAAGGAGCGGUGGCUAUCGCUGAAUUCAUCGCUGAGAGUCCGAGGAUCCUCCGGCUGGACAUGCGUGAGAAUGAGAUCAAGACCGGAGGCCUCAUGGCUCUCUCGCUCGCCUUUAAAGUCAACACAUCGCUGCUCCGACUCGACCUGGACCGAGAACCCAAGAAAGAGACGCUGAAGUGUUUCAUUGAGACACAACGCGCCCUGCUGUCAGACAUUCAGAACGGCUGCAAGAGGAACUUCAUCCUGGCCAAAGAGAAGGAAGAGACGGAGCAGAAGAUGAGGCAGUCAAUCUCAAUAGCCGAAAUCGCCAUGGAGGACCAGACUCAAGAGGAUGAAGAUGCAUCUGCUGAGAAAAGCGAGGAGGAAAACUCUGCCAAUCAGAGAGACGCAACCAAUGAGGGCAGUGCAUCUGAGAGCCAAGAGGACAAUGGUCAAAAACCGUCACUACAAGACGACUCUGACUCGGAUACAGAGGAUGAGGACGCAGCCGAGGAGCCGAAAGCUUCUGCGAACACCACAUCUCCCAUAGAGAUUCCUGCAAUAAACGCCUGUAAGGCCGUGCCCUCGGUAUCUCCUCUACCGGGAUCUCCAGUGACCGAAGCUAGCACUGUCCCCAAACCCCCAUCAUCUCCUAGCCGCUGCUUUGCAGUGUCUAGUCCCGGCAGAGGACACAAAAUCUUUAUGGUAACACGUGUGGAAAGCCCUCCAGAGCAGCAACAGAUGACCGUACUGGCGCAAGGCGUCAGCGAGAGGGCAGCAGAGAGCCAAACAUGCACACAGACUAAUAUAAAAGCACCUUUAGAUGCACCUUCACAACUGCCCGAGCAGAACCCAACAGCAUCUGAGCUCAGCACGUUAACAUCAGAAACAUCAGCUGCACCUGUUGAACCGCUCAACACGUCCAUGUCUUCACUUGCGGAUAAGCAGAAGAACCUGAAGGAGUCUCCAACUUCACAGGAACCUGCUACGCCGUUCGAAAGCCAGAAGGAAGCUGUCCUUGUGGAUCAGACUCAGUUAAAGCAACAGUUGACUGUAAAUGCAAACACACAAAAAACGCAAGAGACGCUAAAUGUAAGCAAGAAGGACCAGAGGUUCUGUUCUCACACCGAGUCUAGUCCCAUCCAAACAGGACAAUCCCAGGAUGAGACGCUAAGCCAAUGUCCAGAACAGCUGCAGGACGUUUGUCCAGUUGGUAACGGAGAGAAACCAGUGCAAUCUAGUGAGCAGCAACAGGUGGAGGUCACAGCAGGUCACGAAGCCCUCGAUGAGGAGGAAGCGGGAUCUCCUGACGAUGGUCAUCCCACUGGGAGCACAGGAGCAGUGCUGCCCAACGGACUGAAGACAGAAUUUGCCUUUCACCUGCUCGAACCCAAGGGACCCAAACCAGCCAGCUGUAUCAUGGAGCAUGUGAGCGUGACAGCAGAGCUGAGCUGCGGGCAGGAUUUAGAGGAGCUUCUCCUUGAAGCCAGUCUGGAUACCUGCAGAGAUGCCCCGUAAUGCUGUAACCAAGGAUCCACACACGCAGAGAGAAUCAGACGGGCCGGUUUGUUCUCGCCACAUGCCAUCCGCUUAUAUUCCUCGGGGCUUUUCCGCACAAGUGUUGCAAAAGAACAGAGAGGACUCUUCCAGUGUCCAGCUUUUAUUGAAUUAGAAGAAAUCUCUUCUGCCAUUUAAACGUUUGCUGUGAAGUUAUAUGUUCACAGUUACCAAAGACGCACACGCAGAGACACACACAUUUGCUAACCGGUGACUUUCUUCUGUUCCUCCCUGUUAUGCUGUGUGGUACAUCGCCCCCUGGUGGACUGGAGGUUAUAAUGCAGUACAGAGACUGGCUGGCUGG
This is a messenger RNA of Carassius carassius (crucian carp), 4367 nucleotides long. It is a transcript of the gene ppp1r37, whose product is annotated as protein phosphatase 1, regulatory subunit 37. NCBI's taxonomy places the organism in Eukaryota, Metazoa, Chordata, Actinopteri, Cypriniformes, Cyprinidae. The coding region runs from base 962 to 4024 and encodes 1020 amino acids. Gene Ontology annotation, molecular function: protein binding. The record is from RefSeq and is a predicted model, not a curated record. The transcript has 13 exons.